Cicer arietinum (chickpea) is the source of this 2502-nucleotide messenger RNA. The record is from RefSeq and is a predicted model, not a curated record. Lineage: Eukaryota; Viridiplantae; Streptophyta; Magnoliopsida; Fabales; Fabaceae.
GUUUCUAUUUCUUCAUUUCAAUUCCUUCUAUAUUUUCUAUUUCUUUGGUCUUUACAUAAUCAACAAACUUUCUUCUCUUUUUUAAUUCUCUUUCUCAACCUCACCUACAAGUCUACUUCUUUUCUUUGCUUUGAUUUUUCGUUGAUAAGAACCUAACAACAACAACAACAAAAACAACAACAAAAUACUCUUUUUUUAAUUGUCUAUUUACUUGUCAUGAAACCACAGAAGCCAAUUUUUGGUGUUUCCUACUUUUUUCCUAUUUUUGGAAAAGUGAUUUCAAGAUAAGAUUGCAGAGAAAUAAAGGAAAAGCCUGCUGAGUGCUGAUGAAAAGCCCGUUUAGGAAUUAACAAUGUCAAUGGCUGCUCCACCAGUUGGUAAUAAGCUCCAAAACAUGUUGCAGGCUGCGGUGCAAUCUGUUCAGUGGACUUAUAGCCUUUUCUGGCAACUUUGUCCUCAACAACUGAUAUUGAUAUGGGGUGAUGGAUAUUACAAUGGAGCAAUAAAGACUAGAAAAACAGUGCAACCAAUGGAGGUAAGUGCUGAGGAAGCAUCUCUACAAAGAAGCCAACAACUAAGGGAACUGUAUGAAUCAUUAUCUGCGGGAGAGACAAAUCCACCAACUAGACGACCAUGUGCUUCCUUGUCGCCUGAGGACUUAACAGAAUCCGAAUGGUUUUAUUUGAUGUGUGUCUCUUUCUCUUUUCCUCCUGGUGUCGGGUUGCCGGGAAAGGCAUACACGAGGAGGCAGCAUGUGUGGCUCACAGGUGCAAACGAGGUGGACAGCAAAACAUUUUCAAGAGCUAUUCUAGCCAAGAUUCCCACAAUCAUGUACACCAUGGCAGAUCCACCGUCCACAAAUCUCAACCAAGAUGACAUGGACGAAGACGACGAAGAGGAAGAAGAAGAAGAAGAUGAAGACGAGGAAUCAGGAUCCGAAGAUGAAACGGGUGGGCGUAAUCGACGUGCAACCUCAAUGACGACGGGAAUGACGGAGCCGAGUGAAUUGAUGCAAAUCGAAAUGCCAGAAGAUAUUCGAGUUGGUUCACCAAACGAUGGAUCCAACAACUUGGACUCCAAUUUUCAUUUGUUAGCAGUGAGUAACCAAGGGAAUCCACCAGGACAAGUUGAAUCGAUUCAGAGGUGGGGCCCAAUUGAAGACCCCAUGGGUAAUUCGCAACAUCUUCAACUAUCGUCAUCAGUGCUUCAUCAGCCACUAGAAGAGUUAAGACAACAAGACACACACUACUCUCAAACAGUUUCCAACAUCCUCCAAAACAACUCAACCCAAUCCCCCUCCAUCAAUUUCAUCACUUACUCCACCCAUUCAUCUUUCACCAUCACCAACUCCACCAACCACCACUUCCACGCGCCACCUCCCGACUCCGCCACUUCCCAAUGGCUCCUCAAAUACAUCCUCUUCACUGUCCCAUACCUCCACACCAAAAACCACGACGAAACUUCUCCACAAACCCGCGACACCACCGGAACCGAUCCCUCCUCCCGUUUACGCACCAAAGGAACACCGCAAGACGAACUCAGCGCCAACCACGUCCUCGCCGAGCGAAGAAGAAGAGAGAAACUCAACGAGAGGUUCAUCAUUUUAAGAUCAUUGGUCCCUUUUGUUACCAAAAUGGACAAAGCUUCUAUAUUAGGCGACACAAUCGAGUACUUGAAACAGCUUCGAAGAAAAAUUCAAGAUCUCGAAACGCGUAACCGUCAAAUAGAAACUGAACAACAACAAACGAAGAAGAAUGGCGUGACCGUUAUGGUGGGCCCCAGUGAGAAGAAAAAAAUGAGGAUAGUGGAAGAAUGUGGGGCCACUAGAGCGAAAGCGGUUGAGGUUGUUGAAACGGUUAUUGUCACGUCAGUUCAAGUUUCCAUUAUUGAAAGUGAUGCUUUGUUGGAGAUUGAGUGUCCUCAAAGAGAAGGGUUAUUGUUGGAUGUUAUGCAAAUGCUUAGGGAGAUGAGAAUUGAGGUUAUUGGUGUUCAAUCUUCGCUUAACAAUAAUAAUGGUGUCUUUGUUGCGGAAUUAAGAGCUAAAGUUAAGGAUAAUGGAAAUGGGAAAAAAGUUAGCAUUGUUGAAGUUAAGAGAGCACUUAAUCAAAUUAUUCCUCAUGCCAAUUACUAGCUUAGUACGGUGUUGCACUUGUGCUGAUAAUUAGAUUUUAAAAGAUAAAUAUUAAAUAUUUUGAUAUUUAUCUCUUUGAAUCUAAUUGUCUCUGUAGUUGCAGUAUCAUACACCAGUUAUAAAAAACGGAUUUGAUCUCAUUGUGGCUUAAUAUGUAGAUAUGUUUCAUCUCAAGCCAAAUGUGAAGUCUAGUAAUAAACAACGAAUGUGUGAUUCCGAUACUCUAUAGCUAUUGCACCAAUUUGGAAAAAAAAACUAGGAAUUUGUAUUGUCUUUAGAAUUUUAGUGAAUUGAACUAGAUAAAAUUCUAUUUGUAUGUACAAUUAUUUUCUAAGUAGUAUGAAGUUUAGUUAUGAAAUUAUUUAUAAUUA